Molecule: messenger RNA, 1072 nt
Organism: Umbelopsis ramanniana AG
Lineage: Eukaryota; Fungi; Mucoromycota; Umbelopsidomycetes; Umbelopsidales; Umbelopsidaceae
Exons: 13
Coding region: 33-890 (285 amino acids)
Source: RefSeq, a predicted model, not a curated record
CGCGCCUCUUCUUCAACUUGUUACUGAACAAAAUGAAUGAAUAUGAGGAACAGCGUUUAAAAAACAUCGAACGCAAUAGACAGCUUUUACAGCAGCUUGACAUAUUACGCGCAAAAGAUGAUACUUUUGACAUUCCAUCCACUACCACCGCACUCCCCAAACGCAGAAUCGUUGAAAACUCACAGCGAGCCGUAGGCAAGCCGAAAAAGCUGAAAGUUGAACUGCCACCAGCAAGAAAAUCAACUCGACUCCGUGGGUUGCCGGCACCGGACAUGCAAGUAGAAGUUGAUAAGGAAAAUCAUAUAGAGAUCACGCAACAAGAGGAAUCGGUUGAUGAUGACCUUUGGGACGGUAAACUACUGACGGCGGAUGAAUACUUCAAUGAAGAUGUCAAGAAAAAUGCAAUACGCACAGACGGCCACUUUCGCGGUUGGUUGAGCGAGGAGCUUAUGAAAAAGCAUGGAUUCGAAGGCAAUGCUGCCGACUGCUGGGAAAAGAACGGAGGUGGCAAAUUUUCUUACAAGGACCCACUGGGCACUGGCAAGAAAUCCACUGGCAGGUCGCAAAGAACAAGUGCAAAGGCGAUAGCGCAGAUGAUGUGGAAAAAGAAUCCAAACAUGUAUUUCUACCGACAUAAUGAACCAGGAAUCGAACAAUGGACUGGUGACUGGACUGAGGAUGAAAAAUCUAUAUUUCUUGAAGAGCAUGGAUGCGGAGAUAAGUGGGGCAUAUUUGCAAGUUAUAUUUCACACCGCGUCGGCUAUCAGUGUAGCAAUUUUUACAGGAGUGAAAUUAUACCCAGUGGAUUGAUAUUUGACGAUAACUAUCAAUUUACACCGUCCGGAAGACCAGUAUAUGUUGGCGCUCAUCGAUCAAAUAAAAACGAAUAAACCAGGAGAGCCCCGAACACCCUAGUAUUAUACUUCGACUUUUGUAACAUAUUUGAGCAGUAGUUUUUAAUAAAGCCGACAUUAGCUGUUGCGGCAACGGUCAUAGCUUAUGAUGCAAGAUUUUUUAACGAAGUAGCUGAAAGUCACCGGAUACUUACUACUGUAGCUUCCGUAUAGUUUAC